CGAGGCUGCUCCGCGGCUGAGGCCUGAAAAAAAAAUAAAGAAUCAAGCCUGCGACACGGUUGUGUUUAACUAUGUAAUAAGUUAUUCAAGUUGAGUGCUUAAGAUGGGUGUGGAUAGCUUACCGGUGCAGCGGCCUGCAUUGCAGAUAGAGGGCGCUGGUGAGGGUCCAGGGCCGCCGAACAACAACGCGGAAGGCGCUGCGGCGAGCCCGCGUGAUGACAACCAUAACGCCGCGCAGAUGCCGCCUAGAGUACCAAUCACACCUUCAGAAGUGCUAAAGGCAUACGGCGAGAGACUAACAGAUUGGGAGAGGAAUGAAGUCAGGAAGUAUCCAGAAGUUUGGUUCGUUGGUUUGGAAGCGAACAAGGUGCAAGCGCGGGCCAACUUACCCAAUAAUUGUGGAUUCGAUGAUGAAAAUGGCAGUUACAAUAAACAAAUGCAUGACCACAUAGCAUACCGAUACGAGAUCCUGGAGGUGAUAGGCAAAGGCUCCUUCGGGCAGGUGAUCCGUGCACUCGACCACCGCACCGGAAACCAGGUGGCCAUCAAGAUCAUAAGGAACAAGAAGCGCUUCCACCACCAGGCCCUCGUGGAGGUCCGCGUACUCGACCACCUGCGCCUCAAAGACAAGGACCAAUCGCACAACGUCAUUCACAUGCUAGACUACUUCUAUUUUAGGAAUCAUCUUUGCAUCAGCUUCGAGCUUAUGAGUAUAAACCUGUACGAACUCAUAAAGAAGAACAACUAUCAGGGCUUCAGCCUCAGCCUUAUCCGGCGGUUCGCGAGCUCUUUGUUGCGCUGCCUUAGGCUACUGGAGGCUGAGAACAUCAUACAUUGCGAUCUAAAACCGGAAAAUAUCCUAUUAAAAGCAAGAGGUAGUUCAUCAAUAAAGGUGAUAGAUUUCGGCAGCUCGUGCUACACGCACGCGCGCGUCUACACUUACAUCCAGUCGCGGUUCUAUCGCAGCCCUGAAGUUAUCCUCGGGCUGCAGUACGGCGCGCCCAUUGACAUGUGGAGCAUGGGGUGUAUCCUGGCGGAGUUGCAUACGGGAUACCCGCUGUUCCCGGGGGAGAAUGAAGCGGAACAGCUGGCCUGCAUCAUGGAAGUGCUAGGCCCGCCACCGCCUGAUCUGCUGCUGCACGCUACUAGGAAGAGACUCUUCUUUGAUUCUAAGGGCUGUCCGCGCACGGUGACCAACUCGAAGGGACGCAAACGGCGGCCGGGCUCGCGAGCGCUCUCCGCCGCCGUGCGCACCGACGACCCAGCAUUCUUGCACUUCAUACACCGAUGUCUAGAAUGGGAUCCAAAACGUCGCAUAACACCAACCGAGGCGACACGUCACGAGUUCGUAACGGGAUGUGCGCUGGGCACGUCGACGACAGGCGUGCUGGCGCUGCCCCGGCUGGCACCGCCGCGGCCAGCGGGAGCCGCUUUGCUGCACUCUCAAUCAGCGGGAGAUGUAGCUGCGAUGCUGGGCCGCGCGUGACCGCUAACAUGAGCCUUCACCACGCACUCCGGACCACAUGCAAUCCUUGGUCCAACUAUUUAGACACGUUUACACGGCACCUGAUUCUGUAGACUUAUUCAGACAAACUCAAAUAACAGCAUCACGCGAGGGCAAUAAGGUUUCGUUGUAUCUGAUCGUGUUUCUGCUAUCGUGUGAAACUAUAACAAACGCAGACUUGGCAUAACCACAGUAGAGUACAGUUGGGGAAUCUGGCGGUUUUCUAUCUUAAGUGUUAAGAGCUAUCAUUUGAAUAUUUUGUAAGUAUUUAGACGUCGCGGAUCAUCCAAUAGCAGUUUUAAAUGUGUACGAAGAGGUUAGUCAAUGAUACAUGGCUAAUUGCUUUUAAUUAUUCCGUCGUUGCAACUCAUUGCUGCCUACUUGGUUAUCUGUAAGUAGAUCACUGCGUAUUGCCACGACUGUACUGUGAACUGUCGUCUAUAGAAUCACGUGCGUGGAAAUCGACUUAAUCAUUGCGUCUACCGGAUUAUUAUGUCGUCCAGCAUAACGGGACUUUAGUUUGCAAACGUAUAUAACUUUCAGAUACAUUUGUAGAUUCUUAUAAUUGUUCCUUCUAUUUGAAUAGUACUCAUUUGCAUACACGAUUUGGGACCCUUUCUGUACUUAGAACAAUGUAUGAUUAACAAUAAAGUUUAUAAUAAUUAUUAUCAACUGAAAUCGAC
Messenger RNA from Papilio polytes (common Mormon), 2187 nucleotides. RefSeq names its product dual specificity tyrosine-phosphorylation-regulated kinase 2 (gene Dyrk2). The coding region runs from base 104 to 1486 and encodes 460 amino acids. Gene Ontology annotation, cellular component: nucleus. Gene Ontology annotation, biological process: peptidyl-threonine phosphorylation; peptidyl-serine phosphorylation. The record is from RefSeq and is a predicted model, not a curated record. Gene Ontology annotation, molecular function: ATP binding; protein serine/threonine kinase activity; protein serine/threonine/tyrosine kinase activity. The transcript is spliced from 9 exons. NCBI's taxonomy places the organism in Eukaryota, Metazoa, Arthropoda, Insecta, Lepidoptera, Papilionidae.